Molecule: messenger RNA, 425 nt
Organism: Rhagoletis zephyria (snowberry fruit fly)
Lineage: Eukaryota; Metazoa; Arthropoda; Insecta; Diptera; Tephritidae
Product: putative odorant receptor 92a
Biological process (GO): detection of chemical stimulus involved in sensory perception of smell; sensory perception of smell
Cellular component (GO): plasma membrane
Molecular function (GO): odorant binding; olfactory receptor activity
Source: RefSeq, a predicted model, not a curated record
UUGAUUAAGGGCAUCGGAAUUUUACUUAUUUUAACUAUUUUAAUAUUUCUAACCUAUUGGCUCGCCGAUAUUUUCGCUCAUGAGAGUCUACAUGUAGCUGAAGUCGCCUACAAUACUAACUGGAUGGAUCGCGGUAAAGAAUUUCGUAGAUGUAUUUUACUAAUUAUCGGCAGAAGUCAACGUCCCUUGACGCUCACCGCUGGUGGUUUUAAACCGAUGAAUAUGAACACUUUUAUGGCUAUAAUGCGUACAUCUUAUUCAUUUUUCUCACUUCUGCAGAGUACAAUGUAAAAUUUGUGAAAGUUUGAAAUAUACAAAAUGACCUAGAUACAUACAUAGCUGUGUUCGUAUGGAAUAGUAGGCUCCGUGAAUUAAGGCCGCGUGUAGGCCCGAGGGCUUAACUCAUUUUGCCAAGUGAAAUUAGG